AGCUCAAUGACUUCUGUGUCACCAAGCCAGCAGCUCCCAUGCGAAUUCUACUGGUAUGGCGAUUGCAAAGAGACAUUCGACCUCCAUGACAUCGACGGCUGGGUAGAUCACGUUGCUGCCUACCACCUCAAUAUGAUACUACCAAGCAAAAGCUGUUGCUGGUUUUGCGAUAAGGUUGUAUUCCACGCCCAGCCUGUAACCCAGCAACAGUGCAGACUCCGUUUUACAGAUAGAAUGCAUCAUAUUGCAGAUCACUAUCGCCGAGGGGCAACUCUUGCUGAUGUUCGCCCUGAUUUUGACUUUCUCGACCAUCUCCGGAUAAACGAUUUAAUAUCUGGAGGAAGCUUCCAGCGUGCUAGACACUAUCACGAAACACCUCAACCAAAAAAUGGCAUCAAUUCUACACCCUUAAAUUCGAGACUAGAUCGAGGAGCGGUUAUAGAAGUAAGAUCUCGCCCGCCACGU
Molecule: messenger RNA, 465 nt
Organism: Trichoderma harzianum CBS 226.95
Lineage: Eukaryota; Fungi; Ascomycota; Sordariomycetes; Hypocreales; Hypocreaceae
Exons: 1
Source: RefSeq, a predicted model, not a curated record